Molecule: messenger RNA, 1808 nt
Organism: Musa acuminata subsp. malaccensis (wild Malaysian banana)
Lineage: Eukaryota; Viridiplantae; Streptophyta; Magnoliopsida; Zingiberales; Musaceae
Cellular component (GO): cytoplasm
Molecular function (GO): mRNA binding
Source: RefSeq, a predicted model, not a curated record
UUCCGUUUACAUAAGUCGGUGGGAAAUCGGAGAAUAUCCCCUCUCGCCUACCGGAAUUAUUCCGCUUCUCCCGAGCGCGGUCGGGGCCAUUAGCUACAAGGCUUUCCGAGACCUAACCAGCCACAUCUCUUCCUCCGCCUGCUUGCCCUCGCCCGAAGCUGGCGUCGGCGGAGAAGCGGCCCGCGAUGGGGGAGGGGAAGGAAGGCGACUGGGAGUGCAGCGGCUGCCGCAACCGCAACUACGCCUUCCGUUCCUUCUGCAACCGCUGCAAGCAGCCGCGCCUCCUCGUCGACACCAAGACCCCCGCCGACUCCAAGUGGCUCCCCCGCGUCGGCGACUGGAUCUGCGCUGGUUGCAGUAACAACAAUUACGCAUCCAGAGAACAGUGCAAAAAGUGUGGUCAAUCGAAGGAUGAAGCAGCAAUGCCAGCUAUUUCAAUGCCUGCUGCAUCACUUCUGACUUAUGCACAUUAUUUUGCAACACUACAAGGACUCUACGGGUCACAGAUGAAUUCUGCAUUAAGUGGCAGUCCUCCUAUUCAGUCCCUUCUACCCAAUUUAAGUUGGCCACUUGGGGAGAAUAGUAAAUACGGGUUGCAGUCUGCUCUCAGUUGCCCCUUAACUCAAUAUAGUAGAAGCAACACAAGUCAGCUUCUUCCAGCCCCAAGAGGCUGGCGUAAUGGUGAUUGGAUGUGUGAUUGUGGCUUUCAUAAUUAUUCGUCACGUUCCGAGUGUAAAAAGUGCAAUGCACCUUUAGCAUCUGGUGCUCCUUCUGUAGCUACCUCAACUGUUUCAGAUAUGUUUUCGACUUUGGGCACAAAAUAUCCGGCAUCAGAAGAGUCUGUUAUCAGCUGGGAUAACAAAAGGCUUAAUCCAGGCGAUGUAAAUAACAAUAAUUUGAUAAAUGGACGGAGGAACUCAUACAAAGGUUUUGAGCAACAAGCAGGUUACAAUUACGAUCAAGCAGCUGGAGAGUAUGCCAAAUAUGCCGAUGCAGAUUUCAUGAUUGGAUCCAUGCAAGGGAAUAUUCAUUCUUCACAUCAAAGAAUGCCUGCUUCCCAUGGAAAAGGGGUAAAACAUUGGCGUGAUGGGGAUUGGAUGUGUGGUAACUGCAACAAUCAUAAUUUUGCAUCUCGUUCUAUUUGUAACCGGUGUAAAACUCAGAAAGAAGCUGCUGUCCUUCCAGUAAACGUUGCAUAGCUUCUAGUUGUGUUGUGGAGCUGGAUAUUGUUCGGAAUGCUUAAGCUUUCAGUGUUUCCGAGCAAAGAAUGCUCUUUUUUGCAGUUUGAUAAUAGGAGGAUGAGCUUGUGCUAGGGAACAGUUUGCUCAAUUGCAAGAUGGAUCCUUGAAGUGGAUUUUGGUUGCUGAUCAAUAAAUGUGCCAUUAGUGUGUUGUGUGUUGUUUUAGUUCAUCCACACUUGACGGAACACCCAUCUUUGGAUGGAUACCAAGCAGCUUGUUGCCAAAAUAAUUCUAAUAAUAGCUUCCUGCUAGAAGACGGUGGCAUCCGAAACAGGCAAUUUUUGUGGCAGAUUUGUAUGAUUUAUAUAUCAUGGUACUCGCACUGGCGGAUUUCUGUGACAUCAAAAGGCUCGUCUUCCCUCCUGCGAUCCAAAAGGUACGACUUCGGUCACUGUUUUCUUCUCUUAGAUCCUCGAUGGAUGGACCCGAGACUUGCAUCGGGCGACAGGGACAAUGUUAGAAAUCAAAUAUUUGAGUUUUGAGUCAAAUUGGUAAAGACUAGCAUGCAUGAGGUUUAACAGUACAUGUAAUUCGAUUUUUUUUUUAAUCAUUAGCGAUGUUUGAUUA